UAUACACUCUACAAACAAAGCGUGUGUGUCACGCUACGACAACUGAGAGCGUGGGCGCACCGAGUCGGUGUCGCAUUUAUUCGCAAAGGACCAAGCAGCCGCCUACGCAGCGUCUGUCAAACAACAACAAGCACUGACAGGCAGUCGGAGACCUUUUUGGCUGGCCAGCGCGAGAACUGCGCUCAAGGGGAGUUACUCGAGCUGCGGCGCCAAGAGGACGUCGCUAGGUCGUAGGCCUUUCGAGCGUGUCGCUGCUUUAGCGACGGGCUGGAACACGAGCGCAGACAGCCGCGCGCUCGCGCGCCCUGCGGACAUUGUACCGUAUCCUAAGCCUGAUUGCGCGGUCUCGGAGAAAGUUGCAGUGCGUAGCGGUUCAGACCGAGAGCGGGUCAUCGGAUGGACCUUCAUAGACACUUAACAGCAGCGAGAGGGCAUCGCUCCUCUCGAGCAGGGCAGCCUGGAGCUGAGUAUGAUCUACUUGCAUGCCUUGCGGACGCGGCAGCAGUUGCUCCGCAACCCUCGUCAGCCGAGCCGCGCGCUGCGGCGCCAUCUGGCUUGGCCGAGCUGCACCCCCCGAGCAGCGGAUUUGGCGCUGCUCGCAUCUCGCCCUCGCCAGCAGCCGAGGACUUGAUAGACAGCGUGGGUUUGUCCGGAGAGCGGGAGGUGCGCGUGGUGUGUAACGGCAACUACGGCACCUUCCUGCUGCCCUCGCAAACGGUUCACUGCCAUUGCGCACGCUGCACCAGCGGCGGCGCAGACGGCGGAGCUGGUGAUGGCGCGGGCAGCGGCGUGGGGCAGUCGCGGCAAGCCCCGGCCAUCACACCCACGGAGUUUGAGCGGCACAGCGGGUUGCUCACCGCCAAGAAGUGGCGCAACAGCAUCCGCCUGGAGGCCGGUGACGGCACUAUCACCAUUGGCAAGUGGCUGGAGCAGCACAACAUCCUGCCGCGGCCCAAGUGCAGUGGCCCGCCGCUCGGCUCGCCGGGACCUGGAGGCUCGGGCAACGUGGGCCUGCUCUACGGCCUCGACGGUGGGGUGGGUGGCGGCGGCUACCCCGGCCACGCCGGCCCCUCCUCGGGCAACGACAGCCACCACACUGGCAGCCACUUCGGCCUGGCACACGGGCACGCUGUCUUUGGUGGCCUUUCGGCCGGCGUUGCCGGCAUGGGCGUCGGCGGCGGGAUGGGCAUGGGCGCUGGUGCGCCGGCGCUGCGCAGCACGCUGCCGCCCAGCCGCUACCCCGCAUCCGAGUACGUCACCGGCGAGGACGACGAGUAUGAUGACGGUGCCAUGGCGUAUGGCGACGGCAGCGGCGCUGGAGCUGGCGGCCAUGAGGACGACGCCGAUGAGGACGUGGACUACGUUGACGGCGUGUACAUGGACGCGGAUGGCAACCACCACCCAGUACGCCACGGCCAUGCGGCCAAGCGUGCGGCACGCCUUGCCGGCGGUCACCCGCGGUCACGCGGCCCGAUCGGCCGCGCCGGCGUUAGCGGCGGGCCGGGCGCCAGCGGCGGCAGUCAGGGCGGCCGCACGGCUAUGGCCGGCCGGCACAAGAGCCGCCACGGCCUGACUCACAUGCGCCGUGCCGCUGCGGCAGCCGCAGCCGCGGCCGCUGCAGGCAGCGCUGGACGCCAGCGGCGUGGCAGCAGCAGCCAGGACGACGGCGGCGACAAGCGCGGCCAGGGCCACACCAGCAGCGAGGCUUCGGAUGACAGUAAGCGCCGGCCAGGCUCUGGUGGCAGCGGCGAGGGAGACGGCAGCGGCACCGGCGACGUCGGCGACUCGCGCCGCCCCUGUGGUGACGCUGAGCCCGGCAUCAAGCGCGAGGACGGCCAGGCUGGCAUCCAGACCAAGCAGCCGCAAACUAACAACCAGAACCAGGCCCGGCACCUCGGCCUUGCUAAGCGCCCCGCCGCCGACUUCCUGGCCGGGGCUGCGGACGCCGCCGCCGGCCUUGCCAGCAAGCGGUCCCGCGGCGGACGCCUGGGCCCGGGUGGCAUGAGCGCCGAGGAGGCGGCUGAGCUGUACGACCCCCUGAGCCAGCAGCCGGCGCAGGGGCCGCAGAUCCGCGGCUGGCGCUUCCUCGACGCCUCUGCGGGCGUGGCCGCUGAUCAGGUGAUUAUGAGCAUCGAGAUAAAUGGCCGCACCUUCACCGGUCUGCUCGCACCACAGCAGCAGACCGCUGCCGCUGGUCGGCCGCCGGUCACAGGCGGCGCGGGCGCGCUUCUGCCCUCCGGAGGCUCGCAGGGCCGGAGGCCGAGCCUGAGUCGCGGCGCCCUGCUAAGCAGCGGCGGCCUGGCCCGCUUCCCCGGGCCCCGCAGCACGGGCCCCUUCGCAAGCGGCGCUGCGCCUGCUGAAUCCGAGAUGGUGGAGCUCCGCCCCGAGGACGACCUGCCCUACGACGAUGGCAUGCCCGCCGACUGCCCGCGCUGCGCCCUGUGCAAGCGGUGCGCGGUGCCGCGCCUAGCGCUGCCCAAGAUCGAGGCCGGCACGCCCACGGGUGCGGCGGCUGUCGCGGCGCUGGAGGCUACCACAACUGGCCCGCUCUCCAUCAAGGACGCCGCGACCGUGCAGCCCCUGGAGCUGCCGGUGGAGCGCGCGGGGUCUGCGACGGGCGCGCUCGCCAUCCCGGCCGCCGACGCCAUUGUGCCCAUCCUGACGCCGCCCGAGGACGAGCAGCCGCUGCCGGCGGAUGCUGAGAUCACCGUCAAGACUGAGAAGGCCAACACUGAGAUGGAGAUUGACGAGAUGGUGAAGGCGCCGGAGGCCUGGGUGCCGGACCGCCCCAGCGAUGGCGCACCGGUCCUGCACCUGCCCGACGGCCCGCUGUCGGCCUCGCAGCCCGACCUGCCCGCCACCACAAUGGCGGCGCCCGCCGCCGUUGCUGCUGCCGUCGCUGCCCUUGCCGUGCGCGAGGCGUCCCGCACCACGCGCCAGACGGGCUGCGGGCUGGGGCCCAUGCUGCAGGUCAAGUGCGCGGGCGACCCAGAGCCCAAGCUGGUGCACUCGCAGUGCGCGCUGUGGUCCAACGACGUGUUCAUGGUCGCCGGCACCCUGUGCGGUAUGUCCACCGCCAUAAAGCGCGGCGGCACCCGGCGCUGCGCGCACUGCGGCCGCUCCGGCGCCACGCUGUGCUGCUGCAGCGGCAAGUGCGGCCGUGCCUACCAUCUGCCCUGCGCUAUCGAGGCCGGAGCCACUCUCGUGGCCGAGCCCUACGCCAUGGCUUGCCCCGAGCACAAGAACGCCGCUGUCCAGCACACCGGCUGCUCCUCCCAGCAGCAGGGCGCCCGCGCCGUCGUGCCCCCUGCGCGCCAGCUGCGCCCCGCCGCCUCGAUGGACGCCUCCCAGAACACCACCAGCGCCACCGCCAUCACUAUGGCCCACGGCGCCUCGUCGCAGCCGCCGCAACAGGUGGCGCUGCCGCUGUCGCUGCAGAUGUCCACCGGCCGUCGCAUUGUCCUGCCGCCCGCGCCCACCACCGCCGGCUCGGGCGAGCUGCCGCCGCGCCAGGGCUCACGCUCGGGUGCGGCGUCGCCGACCAGCGACGUCGGCGCCGGCUUGCCCGCGCUUAUGAUGCUGCGUGGCAUGCCCUCUGACAGCGCCGCGGCUGCCGCCGCUCUGGCGUCCAUGCCGCCGCCCCGCGCGGCCGGGACGCCCGGCGCGGCUGCUGCUGCCGCGGCGGCUACUGCCGCUGCCAUGGCGAUGGCAACAUUGGCGCCUGCGGAGCCUCCGGAGUCCAAGAGCGCCCGCACCUCCAAUGAUGGCCACAUGCUGCGUACCGGCGAGGAGAUUACAGGCGCCGACUCAGCGCAAGCAGCUGCUGCCGACCUGGCGCUGGAGUCGCCGCGUGGCGCUGCCGAUAGCGCUGCGGCCUCCAUGGCUGCUUGGCUCGGCCAUGCCGCUCUGUUUGCGCGCCGCGCCGCCGCUGUCGCCGCCGCCGCAGGCACCUCGGCGUCCGCGGAGCCGGGCACCACCGCCGCCACCGGACUGUUUGCCGGCGUGAGUGGCGGCCAGGCGGAGUUGUCCGUCAUGUCCGACGCGACCGCCGUUGUCCUAGGCAGUCAGCAGCAGCUGGCCGUGGGCACCAAGCGGCCUCGCGAGGAGGAGGCCACAGAGGCAGCCGCCGCGGCUGAUAUCGCGGCCGCAACGCAGCCUGAGGCGGCGCUGCCGGAGGAGGAGGCCGAGGCCAUUGCAGCCGUCGCUGCCGUGCCUGAGAGCCUGCAGGUGCCGCAGCCGUACACUGUAAGCGCUCAGCAGCCCCAGCAGCAGCAGCGCCUGUCGCUGCCCCCCGGCCUGGCCGUCAACACUGGCACUGCCGCCGCGGGCACGCUGAUGCCGGCGCGCUUCCUCGGCCGCAACGACGCCGGUGCCGCUGGCGACGCUGAGGAGGAGACCGCUGCUGAUACAGGGUACGAUGCAUUCGGCAACGCCAAUGGCGGCCUGAUGCUGACGCACGACGCUGCGAUGGCACUGCUGGAGCAGCAGCAGCGCCGUGCCAUGGCCGGCAUUGCCCCCGACGCGCUGCACAUGCUGCUGAUCCAGCAGCGGCACCCUGGCGGCGGUCCCGGCGGCGAGAGCUCCGUCGGCAGCCCCUUCCCCGCUGCCAGCCAGCCCGUGCGCGGCAUGCCGGGCGGCGGCGGCCGCCCGCGCCAUCACCACACCGGCUCGGCCCAGCCGUCAAGUUCACUCCCGGCGCACGCGCGCAGUGCUGGCGCCGCGAUGCCCGGCGCGAGCGGCGGCGUUGCCGCUCUGGGCGGCGUUCGGCCGGUGGUGCGUAUGGACAGCGCGGAGGAGAUGGCAGCAGUGGCGGCCGCCGCGGCGGCUGCGGGCCACAACGGCCAGAACCUGAUGCACGUGCUGCCUCGCGCUGCGCGCAACAUCGAGGGCUUGCUGCCCUCGCGGCCGCUGCUGCACAACCCCUACGUGCCCAGCAGCGGCGACCCGUCGGCAGACCUCGCUCUGUCCAAGAUGGCGCAGACCGGGUCCCGCGAGGUGGAGGCUGAGUUGCUCGGCGGCACCACCGGCCGCGCCGGCCACUCCGGCCGCUGCGCUGUGUGCGUCAUCCAGCGCAAGGGCAAGUGCGGCACCGAGAGCGCGCCCAAGAAGUGCCUGCGCCGCCAGCUGGUGGCGCUGCAGCGCGCCAGUGGCGGCGGCCUGCUGGGUGUGGACGAGCACUUCGAGGCCGCCCUGCACCUAGACCCCGCCCUGUACGGCGCUGACUCCCUCACCGCGCUCGCCGCGAUCCAGCAGGCGCAGGCGCAGCAGCUGAGCUCGCAGCAGCUCGGCUCGCAAUCGAUGGGGUCGCACCAGCAAAUGCUGACUCCGUCGCAGCAGCAGCAACAACAGCAACAGCAGCAGCAGUCUCACCAGCUGAUGACGGGUGCGGGCAGCAUGAGCAGCGGCGCGCUGAACAACCUGGGUGCGUCAACCGGCGGUCCGGCUGGCCCCAGCAACGCAAACAACGGCAGCAGCGGCAACGGCAACGGCAACAAUGGCAGCGCGACCGGUGCGGCCAGCGGCGGCAAUGGCGGCGAGGAGGGUCACGGCUCGGAUGAGCGCGCGGCGGCGGCAGCAGAGCAGCGCGCACGGGAGCGCGCCCGCCGCGAGACCUGGUCCCUGCCGCUCGGCCAGGGCAGCGGCGCCACGGGCAAGCGCCCGCCGCAGCCGUACGCCGGCAUGUAAGGACGUUGCUGUCGUUCGCCGCGGCCGGGACGCUGUUGUCGCGACCGCGAUGGGUGGGUGUGGAUGUAAAGCGAGCUGCAUGCCUCUGUCAUGUGGCGAUUGGGAACCGUCCUUUCGGGGAGCAAAACAAGAGAGCGCACAAAAAAAUCCCUCAACGCCCAAGAAGCGGCUUGCCGGCGCAUGUCAUAAAGUUUUCUGGGGCCCAUGCGCCGGCGGCUGAUGACUAGAGUGCUAGUGCGCGCAAACCCAAACUGGGAUCUCGGGUCACUUCCUUUGCUGGGGCGUAAAUUUGAGCACCCCGGGGCCUGGAGUCCCAUAUCUGCUCACGAGGAAAGCUGUUUGGCGUUUGCCAAUUUGGUUGUGCCACCGGGCCGCGGUAUGUGGCAACCGGUAGGGCUGUUUGUUGGUCCGUAUCCUGUUUUUUGGCAUUGCGUGACGCGGGAUCUUGGCGGGCUCCAAAUGGACUUCGUAUCCGCUACCAAAGGAUUAAGGAAUUGCACGCCUCUGUUGGCCGGGCUGUGGCCGCUGUUUAGAGGUGUAUGUCGGCGUACUUUGGAUUUGUUUGGAUGUGGAAAUUGUCAGCUCGUCGGGAUGUGCGCGCCCGCUGCGGAUAGAUGGUUGGGAGGCGCCGUGGUUCGGGGCGCUUCCUGAGUUUGCUAUGCUAUGCUGCGAUGGGGCUCUGCUGCACAGAAAGACUCAGUCCCUGGUGUGGCCCCAACGGAUGGUCUGUGGUGUGAAAUGGCUGGUCAUGUGGGCAUCCCGUUGUGUUUGAGGAAUGCACACGAGUUUACGUGCGCUUGUCUGCGACUCCACCCUCAAAACCUAUGUAGGCAAUCUACUGCACAGCUGCGCUCAUGCAUAUGGAUCCCGCAAAGCUGCACGUCUGGUGUGUUUUUGUGGUUGCAUGCGCGUCCGGACGAUGUGCCGGCUACGUCAGGCGUUCAAGUGCCUCUAUACAGCGGUCACUACACUAUGAUAGUACUGCAAUAGGAAUGUUUCGCUGUUUUUGUUUUUCUGCAACAACGCCCUACGGCAAUAGUGUGGUGGAAGGUAUGCAGCCGCCGGUGGAUGGUAGCACGGCUGGUGUUGCAAGAGGCCGUGGUGAGGCUGUUCGUUGGAAGUAUCAAUCGGGAUAUGUCAUUCGGGAUACAGUUUAUGAGGCACAACGAAGUGCCCACGAUGGAGAUGGGAGUGUAGAGUUUGGAUUUUCCCUGCAAGGGUCUGUGGAUUUCCCUCUUUUAAGAACUGACAUCACGUUUCGCCCGUGGCCAGAAUCUGGCCCAGUUUGUUGGAUGCGUAAUUUGCUUAGCGCGUCCACCGUGGAUGGUGCGGCGUGUUCAUUGGGCUGCUCAUUGGCCCUGACACCCGCCCAUUUCGGUCCUGCGACAUGCAUGUUGCUUUUGUUUUGGCUCUCGGGAUGCCGACUUGCCCCCGGGGCGACGGCUCCGAGUAGUUUACAGUCGUCUUUCUGUUGCUAUAAGAAUAAGUUUGUGAUGUGGAACUGCAAGGCGCUGGCGCCGCAAGGCAGAAGGCAGGAGCUUGUGGUUCACAUAAUGAAAGGACGCGGAAGCGGAGGGGGGCGGGCGCUGGCAAUGGCAACACCGCUUGCAUAUAGAGGUGGCAUAGCACGCUGAUAUCAAGCCAGGCGGGGUAUCGCCUCGGCAAGGACAAAAAGAGAUUGCAGAGAAGAGAGAGAGUUUGUUUAGACUUUGCGGGAGCGGGGUGCGUCAAGCCGGGCAGUGGCGGGCGCGUGGCGCUUAGCUUUGUCCCUGGCCCCUUUCAGUGUGUCGGCGGUUUGGAAUGCAUGCAUGAUACUCCGGUGCGGAGUUACGGGUAUGGUGAGCGCUGGAGCGGAACAGGGCCAAGCCCGGGCAUGGCGAGUCAGAUGCGGCAGAGAUUGAAGCCGAGGUCCUUUCUCCCGUUGCUUGCGGGCUGCGAAGGCCAGGAAAGGGUGCCGCAUGUCAUGCAUGCAGUUUCACGUUUGUGUGUGUGUGUGUCCAUGUGCCAAUUUAAUGUGUGUAUUCCGCUGCAAACGGUGUAUGCUCUGUACGGCUCCUACGCUGGCCCGUGCUUGUGACGCGUGGAUUUUAUGUCUGUUUACGGCCAUGAAUGGGUGUGUGUGCCGGUGCCUCGAUGCAGAGGAUCGGUGUUUAGAACCGUGUUGUUUUAGUAUGUACCGGUUAUUCCGCCAAGGGGCGUGGACUGUUGCGCGCACCUGCCCACGGCAUUCGUGGCUGCACAAGGGACUGCAACAGAGGGCGCGGGACUGCGGAAGGUGUCGGGCUGGGAGCUUGCUGCCGUGCCAAGGCAACAACUGGAGGUUGCGUGUUUGAGGUAUUGCUGGCUCCCGGUGACAGUGCGGGCGCGGUGUGUGAGGUGACGGCGCUUGCGGCGCAAUGCAGUGGCUCGGGCAGUUGCUCUACUGGGGUCGUCUGUAUGCCUAUGAAGGUUAAGAGUGCGAUCAGGCAAUCCGUUCACGCCGAACUGAGAGAACGCGUGCGGACUGCGGUGUGUGCCCCAAGGGGGAUGUUCAACGUUGAACGAGGUCAAGUAGCUCCGUAAACUGUUGCUCGCCCGGAGACCCCUUAAGACCAUUCAUUUUGGAAGAGGCACCAAAAUCGUAAGCGCCCAUGUCGUGGUGGCGGGCGGCUGAUUUGAUCUUUUAUUUCAUCUGGACACCGUGCGCCAGUUGUGGGUAGGGUCCUGAGGAGGUUCGGGACGCACUGCCAUUUGAAGCCCGCCAAGGGUCGCAUGUGGACGGAGAAGAGAUGGUAUCUAUUUAAUUACAGUGUAAGGAGAAAGGAUG
Molecule: messenger RNA, 8491 nt
Organism: Chlamydomonas reinhardtii
Lineage: Eukaryota; Viridiplantae; Chlorophyta; Chlorophyceae; Chlamydomonadales; Chlamydomonadaceae
Exons: 11
Coding region: 397-5685 (1762 amino acids)
Biological process (GO): regulation of transcription by RNA polymerase II
Cellular component (GO): nucleus
Source: RefSeq, a predicted model, not a curated record